AUGCUGCCUCCCGUCCCCGUCCUCGCCGAUUACGGCCUGUCUCCGAGACACGGCUUCCUCCCCGAGACCCUUCCGUUGACGCACCUCCCCGACCCCUACUACAACAAGUGGGAGGCCAUCGCGGCAAACCUACAAGCCCUCGUCUUGACCCGUCGACUGCGCAGCGUCGUCGACCGGCUGCCCGUCCUGUCCUCGAUAGGCCUCGAGCACGAAGCCGAAUGGCGCCGGGCGUAUUCCCUGCUCUGCUUCAUGGCCCACGCAUACAUCUGGGGGGGCGACGCGCCGGCCGACCGCCUCCCCAAGGCCAUUUCCGUGCCGCUGCUCGAGAUAUCCGACCACCUGGAGGUGCCCCCCGUCGCGACCUACGCCGCCGUCUGCCUGUGGAACUUCAAGCCCGUCUUCGUGGACGAGGAGAUUGACAGCCUAGAGAACCUGGCAACCCUCAACACCUUCACCGGGUCCAUCGACGAGUCAUGGUUCUACCUCGUCUCCGUGGCCAUCGAGGCCCGCGGCGCGCCCAUCCUCGACCUGAUGCUGACGGCCAUCGGGGCGGCGAGAAGAAACGACGCAAAGACGGUGACGCGCUGCCUCGUCAGCUUCGCCGAGCGGCUGACGGACCUGACCAACAUCCUGGUGAGGAUGCCCGAGAGCUGCGACCCGACCGUCUUCUACCACCGCGUCCGCCCCUUCCUCGCGGGCAGCAAGAACAUGGCCGAGGCGGGCCUGCCGCACGGCGUCCUGUACGACCAAGGCACGGGGACAGAAAAGUACCGCCAGUACAGCGGCGGGAGCAACGCGCAGAGCAGCCUGAUUCAGUUCUUCGACAUUGUCCUCGGCAUCCACCACCUGCCGACGGGGGAGAGGCACAAGACGGCGUCGUCGUCGUCGUCGUCGGCGGCGCCGGAGCCGGAGCCGGAGCCGGAGCCGGAGCCGGAUCCAGACGCCCCCCGGAACAGGAACAGGAACAACUUCAUCCAAGAGAUGCGGCGGUACAUGCCGGGCCCGCACGCGCGCUUCCUCGCCGACGUCUCGCGCGUCGCCAACGUGCGCCAGUUCGUGCAGGACAACAGGUCGAACCGGCAGCUGUGCCUCGCCUACGACGCCUGCCUCGCCAUGCUCAGCGCCUUCCGCGACAAGCACAUCGCCAUCGUGACGCGGUACAUCAUCACGCCCUCGCGCGAGGCGCGGACGGGCACCGGCGGCACCGCGCUCAUCCCCUUCCUCAAGCAGGCCCGCGACGAGACGGGCGAGCCGGCCGUCGAGGAGUGGACCAGGCGCUUCAUGCGCGCGCGCCUCAAGGCCGAGCACCAGGCCGACCCCGUCUUCUCCGGGGCCGACAGGGGCGCCGUCGAGACCGACGUCGACGUCAAGGGCCUGGCGGGCACGUGGACCAUGGACGACGAGGGCGGCGGAAUCUGCUCCUUUUGA
Molecule: messenger RNA, 1428 nt
Organism: Metarhizium album ARSEF 1941
Lineage: Eukaryota; Fungi; Ascomycota; Sordariomycetes; Hypocreales; Clavicipitaceae
Product: Indoleamine 2,3-dioxygenase subfamily
Exons: 1
Coding region: 1-1428 (475 amino acids)
Biological process (GO): 'de novo' NAD+ biosynthetic process from L-tryptophan
Cellular component (GO): cytoplasm
Molecular function (GO): indoleamine 2,3-dioxygenase activity; metal ion binding; heme binding
Source: RefSeq, a predicted model, not a curated record